This is a messenger RNA of Hibiscus syriacus, 788 nucleotides long. RefSeq names its product vacuolar iron transporter homolog 4-like. The record is from RefSeq and is a predicted model, not a curated record. Gene Ontology annotation, biological process: intracellular manganese ion homeostasis. Bases 51 to 716 code for a protein of 221 amino acids. Gene Ontology annotation, molecular function: iron ion transmembrane transporter activity; manganese ion transmembrane transporter activity. NCBI's taxonomy places the organism in Eukaryota, Viridiplantae, Streptophyta, Magnoliopsida, Malvales, Malvaceae. The transcript has a single exon. Gene Ontology annotation, cellular component: membrane.
UAUAAUCUCCUUCGUUUCUAGCAAACUAUUUCUAUUUCCAUUCCUUUCUCAUGGAGACCACCAACGGAGCAUCAUCUUUCAACAACCAGAAGUUGACAAUCCCAGCUGUGAAUGAUGCUGAGCGACAAACAGACGUGGAACCUGAAGCAAACAAUGAUUUUAACUACUCAAAACGAUCUCAAUGGCUUCGAGCAGCGGUGCUAGGCGCCAACGAUGGACUCGUCUCCACUGCAUCACUGAUGAUGGGUGUUGGUGCAGUGAAACAAGACAUUAAGGUCAUGAUACUCACUGGUUUUGCAGGUCUGGUAGCAGGGGCAUGCAGCAUGGCCAUAGGCGAGUUCGUUUCGGUUUACUCGCAGUUAGACAUCGAGUUGGCUCAAAUCAAAAGAGAAACCCGAAGAGGUGAGCCUAGAGAAACAGAAGGUGAAAAGGAGAGUUUACCAAACCCUUUACAAGCAGCAGCAGCCUCAGCACUUUCGUUUUCAGUGGGAGCAAUGGUGCCAUUGCUGUCUGCAUCUUUUAUAACGGAGUAUAAGGUGAGGGUUGGUGUGGUGGUUGCUGCGGUGAGUUUGGCUUUGUUGGUGUUCGGAUGGUUGGGUGCUGUGUUGGGGAAGGCAGCAACUGUGAAGUCUGCGGUUAGGGUGCUGGUUGGAGGGUGGGUGGCUAUGGCUAUAACCUUUGGCUUAACCAAGUUGAUUGGAUCUAGUGGCCUGUGAACUUUGUUUCUUUUUUUCUCUUUUCGUUUUCUGCUUACCUUUUGAUUCUGUUUCAUACAACUGCAACUAUGU